ACUCAUUCUCGUGUUUAGUUCUCCCUGUUUGAAGGAACAGAACUUAAAGUAGCUUCAUCGUUCUCCUGUCGAUGUGCCACAUCAACGCGGGGCAGCUAACGCGAACUAAGUGAAAGGCAUCACCGAUAAAGGGCUCAUUUUUCAUCUCUGCUUGACGUGGCUGAGCUGCAAUAAAAGGCUCUUUAUAUUCCACCAGGCUACAACGGUGCACCUGGCAACUAUUACCGCGGCACCACCGAGGAGAUGUUUCAAAUAAAGAGGAUCUGUUGCAUUGGUGCGGGUUACGUAGGAGGCCCAACAUGCAGCGUCAUCGCCCAGAUGUGCCCGGAAAUCACAGUGACUGUUGUGGACGUCAACGAGUCCCGAAUCAAGGCCUGGAAUUCUGACACUCUGCCCAUUUAUGAGCCUGGACUGAAGGAGGUGGUUGAAUCAUGCAGAGGAAGAAAUUUGUUUUUUUCCACAGACAUAGACUCGGCUAUCAGGGACGCAGACCUCGUCUUUAUCUCUGUGAACACCCCAACAAAGACGUACGGGAUGGGGAAAGGUCGCGCGGCUGACCUGAAGUUCAUCGAGGCGUGCGCCCGGCGCAUUGUCGAGAUGUCCGACGGCUACAAGAUUGUCACGGAGAAGAGUACGGUGCCAGUGCGCGCUGCCGAGAGCAUUAGACGGAUAUUUGACGCCAACACCAAACCCAGCCUCAACCUGCAAGUGCUGUCCAACCCAGAGUUCCUCGCAGAAGGAACGGCGGUGCGGGAUCUGAAGGAGCCAGACCGUGUCCUGAUUGGUGGAGAUGAGACGGCUGAAGGUCAAAAGGCGAUCAGAGCGUUGUGUGCUGUAUAUGAACACUGGGUCCCCAAGGAGCGCAUCAUCACCACAAACACGUGGUCAUCUGAGCUCUCCAAGCUGGCAGCUAAUGCAUUCCUGGCACAGCGAAUCAGCAGCAUCAACAGUAUCAGUGCUCUGUGUGAGGCCACUGGAGCCGACGUGGAGGAAGUGGCCAAGGCGAUCGGCAUGGACCAGAGAAUAGGGAACAAGUUCCUUAAAGCCAGCGUAGGUUUUGGUGGAAGCUGUUUCCAGAAGGAUGUGCUGAAUCUGGUGUAUCUGUGCGAGGCCCUCAACCUGCCUGAGGUGGCUUCCUAUUGGCAGCAGGUGAUCGACAUGAAUGAGUACCAAAGACGACGGUUUGCCUGCAGGAUCAUCGAUUGUCUCUUCAACACUGUUACCGGCAAAAAGAUCGCCCUGCUGGGCUUCUCUUUCAAAAAGGACACAGGUGACACGAGGGAGUCGUCCAGUAUCUACAUUUCUAAGUACCUGAUGGAUGAGGGCGCCAAGCUGUUCAUCUAUGACCCCAAAGUCCUUAAAGAGCAAAUCAUUCACGACCUCUCCCAGCCCAGCAUCUCCGAGGACAACCCAGAGAGAGUGUCUGAGUUGGUGACUGUGACAUCAGACCCUUAUGAGGCUUGCCAGAGCGCUCAUGCAUUGGUCAUCUGCACAGAGUGGGACAUGUUUAAGGAACUGGACUACGAUAAGAUUUACAAGAACAUGCUGAAGCCGGCUUUCAUGUUUGAUGGCCGCAGAGUGCUGGACCACCUUCACCCUCAUCUCCAGAGCCUCGGCUUCCAGAUCGAGACCAUUGGUAAAAAGGUGACACCGGCACGAAUCCCCUACACUCCAGCAGCUGCUGGUCCUCGAAUCACUGCCAGCGACGUUCCCACCAGCAAAGCAAAAGUCUGAAACUCAUUUCUUCAUCACUCAACAUGCAGCAGAUUCCUCCUAGCCUUUUUUCCCCCUGUAGCUGGUGAAACAAUCCAGAUCCUUCUCCCUCAGAUGCUGUAUCAUGCCUGAUGAACAGUGUGUGGGGGAGAUUGGAUGAGAGCUGCUGAUCCUUGAAUCCAAAAUUUGUGAAUGAUUGUUUUUUGUUUUUGAUUGAAGCAUUCCUUAUGUGGUUAGUUUUAUACAUUUCACAUGUCAGGUACACCUGUUGUUGGACUCUUUUCUGAUGAACACUAUCAGCCUGAGUGCUAUAUUUACUGUACAAUCAACUAUUGUUCUAAAUCACAAAUUUUAUACUUUUUUUUUUUUGAAAGUAUUUUUAUAAAUCUACUGUAUGUUAGUCUGUCCUCAAUAUCUGUGGCUGUUUACUCAAAAGGGCCAAUGCAAUAAA
Molecule: messenger RNA, 2164 nt
Organism: Pelmatolapia mariae (spotted tilapia)
Lineage: Eukaryota; Metazoa; Chordata; Actinopteri; Cichliformes; Cichlidae
Gene: ugdh
Product: UDP-glucose 6-dehydrogenase
Exons: 12
Coding region: 244-1734 (496 amino acids)
Biological process (GO): glycosaminoglycan biosynthetic process
Cellular component (GO): nucleus
Molecular function (GO): UDP-glucose 6-dehydrogenase activity; NAD binding
Source: RefSeq, a predicted model, not a curated record